GCCGAUGCUUUUGAACAGAAGUAUAGAUGCUGAUACAAUAUAACAACACGUCUGAAAUAGCACAAAUGGUAGCCAGCGAAAAAUUGUUCUGAGCACCACCGAAACCGCAACCUGGCCCGUCAUGUCUCGAUCCUCGCAGCCUCUUGAUGGGCUUGCUAUCAUAGCAGGCGCGGCACACAAACACGAUGCGAAGGACCGUCUCCGCAGCAGUUUUAAGCACUCUAUGGGCUCCGCGGCUGCAAGCACGCCGGGCGACAUCUCGCCACGUGCUCGGCCACACACGGCGGACAGCUCGCGGCCCAAGCUAGUCCAGGGGGAUUACACCUACACAACUGCGCGGCGGAACCUGACGAUUGCGUCUCAGCAGCUGGGCUCGGACCUGCUGCCGGCAGAGGCGGUGCUGGCGGCGGCUGCCAACGGCUCGGCGGGGGCGCCACUGGGCGUGCCCGCCAUGCGGCCGGCCAGUGCCUCCGCCAACGCCACAAACUUGGCCGCGUGGAAGGCGUACGGCAGCCCCUCGGCACGCGGGCAGGCACGGCCGGCGCCGCCGCCCACGCCCAGCCACGUCAACACCAACCCGCACAUGUUUUCAAGCAUCAGCAGUAAACCGCCGCGCGUCCAGGCCCUGGGCGGCGGCUUCCGCCUGCAGCGCCCGCACAGCGCCCCCAGCACUGGCCCCGCCAACGGCGGCGUACCCUACAGCGAGCACCACUACCAGCACCACCACCUCGCACACACACACUACGCGGCCCAGCCCGGCUCGCCUUCCUCACCCGGCGCCCGGCCGCCGCACUCGCCAGGCAGCCUGCCGCCGCGCCACCCAGGAUCGCCCACGCGCAACGGGCGGAAAGGGCGCAACGGGCUCAGCCCCACCACCACGCGCCCGGCGAAUCCAGCAGUCCUAGGCGUGGAGGUUCCGGACCCGUUGGGUGGGGGCAAGACUGACAGCGGCAAAGUCAUGUUUGAGUACACGCUGCCAACCGACCCGUACAGCAAGUUCUUAUGGGAGGAGCAGGCACGCAAGGCUCGCGCCAGCAUGUCCCGCCACCUAGCAAACAUGGCUGUGGCGGCGUCUGUUAACGGCGGCGGCGCCAGCGGGGCUACUGGUGGUGGUGGCAGCACCGGCGGAAGCCGGCCUGGCUCUGCGCUGCGUUCGGGUUCCGUGCCGGCCACGCCAAUGGGCAGCGGUGCCGGUGGCGGCGGGGGCGGCGGUAUGAACGGCUGGACGUCUUCGCCCAUGUCGACAGUGUCGGCAGUGGUAGCGGGCGGCGGCGGCGGUGUAAGCAGCCCGGGCGUGGGCAUGCGGGCGCGCUUCAGCUCCGCGACCAUUGCGGCCAUGCACCGACGGGGCCCGGACCAUCGGCCACACCUCGUGGUGGGCUUUGCGGCACCGGACAUUGCAGAGGACACGACGCUGCCGGGCCCGGGCGACCCCCGCUGGGCCUAUACCCGCCUGGGCCGCACACAAAUUGACCGGCUGCAGGCUGCUCUCAAGAUUUCCGAUCAGCCACUCGCAUCACGACCAACCAGCGCCCCGACGCUAGCCCUCCGCAUUGCUGGACGUAGCGCCGAUCUGGCGACAGGCGGCUGGGGCAUCACUGGCGGCGCGGGCGCUGACAACACACAGGACUUGGGCUCGCCAGGGCUGCCACCCGUGUCAGAGCGCCCCGAGGAGGAGGACCGGGUCGUGUACACAGGAGGCGUGGGCGGCCGCGUGCCGCGAUUUAGCGGCGCCCCCGCUGCUGGGCCUGGCCUUGACAUCGGGCACAGCCCCCGCUUUGCCGGCGGGGAAGCCCCGCCGCUGCCCCCGCGCCGGCCCAGCUCGGGCUCCGCACAUGGCGGCUUGAGUGCGAGCGUGUCGGCGGCAGUCGCAGCGGUUGCGGACGCGGCUGGCUCAGGCCCGGUGGGCGGCGUGCGUGGCUCGUCGGCAGGCCGCGGGCGCGAGCUGGCGCCCAACCCUCGUGUGGACCUGCGAGCAUAUCUGGCAGACGAGCAGGCAGAGGCAGCGGCGGCGCAGGCGGAGGCGGUGGCUGCCGCCGCAGCGAUGGCAGAGCAAGAGGACGUGCCGGGCGACAGGUAUACCCCAGAGGGCGAUGGUGAUGCCUAUCCCGAGCAUGAGGGCGUGGACGUAGAAGCACAGGGCCAGGAGGGCCAGGAGCAGGCAGCCGAUCCGUACUUGCACGGAGAUGAGGCGGCGGAAGCCGAUGCGGCGGUCAACGCGGCGGCGGCAGCGGUGGCCGAGGCCAUGCAGAGCAUUCCAGUCCCUGCAGACGACCUGGCAGCCAAGCUAGCAGCUGUGGCUGCGGAGCGGGAGGAGGCAGUGGAGGGGGAGGAGGCAGCGCAUGCGGUCGGGGAGAACGGCAUGGAGGAGCUGGUGCCGGAGCAGGCGGCGGAGGCGGAGGCGCAGUCAUAUGAGCAGCGGCACGCAGAUGCAAAUGGAGAGGAUGCCCUGCGUGCACUGCACGGCAGCGUGCCGGUGCGGGCAAACGGCCGCUACGGCGCAGCUGCCGACGCUGACCAGUACGGCGAAGGAGGCGAGGAGGGUGAGGCGGCUGUGGGGGACCAGGACGGCUGCAUGGUGGGGGAUGACGAGGAGGGCGGCGGCGGUGCUGAGGGGUACAGUGAGGCGGUGGUGGAGGACGAUGGCGCUGGGGAAGGGGAGGAAGAUGUCGCGCUCAGCUCACUGCCGUUUGAGCGUGUCGGGUCGCUCGGCACGCGGCGGACGCCGUCGGGGCACCUGCGACCCACGUCCGCGCGCCCCACUUCUGCGCGGCCUAGUGCGGCGAGCCCGGCCCGCGGCAGCAGCGGCCGCAUGCAGCGACAAGGCAGCGGCGUGGGUGCGGCGUCAGAUGGUUUUGAUGGAGGCAUGGGUGUGAUCCACGAGCAGUCGGAGACGGCGGCUGACAUGGACGCAUGAGGGGUGACAGCGCGUGGGCAGCAACUUGCGAUGUUCUGCGAUGUUCCGUGAGACUGCAGAACGUAUUGUGCUUGGGUGCUUGCGCGGUUCGGUAGCAGCUGUAGCAUUGGCAAGCGCCGUGAUAUGGCUAUUGGUCAAUCAGAUUAAACCCCGCUGCCGCGGGUGUGUCAGCCGUCUUGCCAACACGUCGCUGCAUGAGUGUCUCUUCUGUCAUAGGCUCAUAGCUGUACUGCAAUAUUGUUGCGAUACUCAAUGGGCAGGCCCGGGCAACGCGCCGAGCAGGCCCAACGCCAGCUCCAAAUUGAAAGAGUCAAAGCUGAGUAGCGAGUGAUGUAGUAGCGCGUGUAUGGUGUGCGGCGCGAUGGGGUAACGCGGGUAGGCAGGUGUUGCAUGGCAUUGAUCUUGGGCGCCACAGCGCAGGCAUGGUGGAAACUACAUUGCUGUGGAGCGAUAGAUCCAGUGAACGACGGGAGUAGGGCAGGCAAGAUAUGACGGCAGGUUACAAGGAGGAGAAGGCUGGGUUAGGGGAUGCCAACAAGGGGGAAGUCCCAGAACUUGUAAUCCUUGUAUCUU
Chlamydomonas reinhardtii is the source of this 3490-nucleotide messenger RNA. RefSeq lists its product as uncharacterized. The transcript is spliced from 8 exons. Lineage: Eukaryota; Viridiplantae; Chlorophyta; Chlorophyceae; Chlamydomonadales; Chlamydomonadaceae. The coding region runs from base 122 to 2917 and encodes 931 amino acids. The record is from RefSeq and is a predicted model, not a curated record.